CAUCCCAGCAAGAGGACACAGGCUGCGACCAGGCAGACAAGCCAAGGACGCAGAGCCAGAGACCGGGAAGGAACUCAGACAUGGAGGCAGGCCCAGCGCCUGGGGACAGAGCCCAGAUGGAUAAGGACGUCUUCAUUGAGAAUUUUGGUGUAGACUGGCCAAAAAAAACAUACCUGUGCUACGAGGUGGAGCAACCAGAAGGUGACUCCAGCAUUCCAGAGGACCAGUUGAAGGGCUUCCUGCGCAACCAGGGUUUUAACACACCAGGGGGACCCCGCCAUGCAGAGCUGUGCUUCCUGGACCGGAUCCGGUCCUGGGGCCUGGACAGGAACAAGCACUACAGCAUCACCGUGUUCAUCUCCUGGAGCCCCUGCCCUGACUGUGCCCUCAGCCUGGUGGGUUUCCUGUGUGUGAACAGCCUUGUGAGCCUGCGCAUCUUUGCCGCCCGCAUCUAUAGCUAUAUCGAGGGAUAUGAGGACGGACUUCGCCAACUGCAGGAGGCUGGGGCUGAGAUCUCCAUCAUGGACAUCCCUGAGUACGAGCACUGCUGGGACACCUUCGUGGACCACCAGGGUCGACCAUUUGAGCCCGGGGACGACCUGUGUGCACACAUUGAAGAGAAAUCACAGAUACUGGAUAAUAUCCUCAAGGGUUCAGGGAAACUGAAGACGGACUCAACCUCACUGAACAACUGGAGUCUUCUGGAGAUCGAUGAGUAAAUCACCUUCUUCAAGAAGAGAAAACUCACCUCUCCACAUUGAUCCAAAGACACCAGCAAAAUGCAAAGGGCUCAUGAGAAAUUUGCCUUUAAAUCUGAUUGAUUUACUUUUUAUUUAAAAUCGGUGGUAUGUUAAAAAACAAACCUUUGAGAUUAAUUCAAUACUAACAGAAUCAUUCUUGAUUUUUAGGGAAUUAAUUGUUUUUGUUGAUUUUUCUAUACAAAGCAAUGAAAAGAAAGUUCACGAAUCUUCCACAAGAUGUUUUUCAUCUGUACAUGUAUCCUGAAGUCCAACUUGUUCAAUAAACACGUGCAAAUGUG
Phyllostomus hastatus (greater spear-nosed bat) is the source of this 1039-nucleotide messenger RNA. RefSeq names its product DNA dC->dU-editing enzyme APOBEC-3A-like. The record is from RefSeq and is a predicted model, not a curated record. Bases 81 to 719 code for a protein of 212 amino acids. Lineage: Eukaryota; Metazoa; Chordata; Mammalia; Chiroptera; Phyllostomidae. Gene Ontology annotation, molecular function: zinc ion binding; RNA binding; cytidine deaminase activity. Gene Ontology annotation, cellular component: cytoplasm; nucleus; P-body. The transcript is spliced from 5 exons. Gene Ontology annotation, biological process: cytidine to uridine editing; defense response to virus; DNA cytosine deamination.